Molecule: messenger RNA, 2008 nt
Organism: Cyanistes caeruleus (blue tit)
Lineage: Eukaryota; Metazoa; Chordata; Aves; Passeriformes; Paridae
Source: RefSeq, a predicted model, not a curated record
GAGCGAGGCGCAGCGAGCGCUGCAGUAUGAGCAGACCCUGAUGUAUGGGCGUUACACGCAGGACUUGGGCACCUUCGCCAAGGAUGAGGCAGCCCGGCUGCGGCUGCAGGAGGGGGACACGCCCCGGCCCCGCCGCCCCUCCGAGCUGCUGGAGUACACCCAGGGCCGCUGUGCCCCCUGUCGUGUCUGUGCCUUGCAGUGCCAGCGGUUCCUCAUCUCCAAGGUGGGCGAGGACUGGGUCUUCCUCAUACUGCUGGGACUGGUCAUGGCACUGGUCAGCUGGGCCAUGGAUUUCGCCAUUGCCACGUGCCUCCAAGCUCAGAAGUGGAUGUACGGGGGCCUGGACACCAACGUGCUGCUGCAGUACAUGGCCUGGGUCACCUACCCCACUGUGCUCAUCACCUUCUCAGCUGGCUUCACCCAGAUCCUUGCUCCCCAGGCCGUGGGCUCUGGGAUCCCUGAGAUGAAGACAAUCCUGCGGGGUGUUGUGCUGAAGGAGUACCUCACCCUCAAGACUUUUGUGGCCAAGGUGAUCGGACUGACAUGUGCCCUGGGCAGUGGCAUGCCCCUGGGCAAGGAGGGUCCGUUUGUCCACAUCGCCAGCAUGUGCGCAGCCCUGCUCAGCCGCUUCCUCUCCCUCUUUGGGGGCUUCUAUGAGAAUGAGGCAAGAAACAUUGAAAUGCUGGCAGCUGCCUGCGCUGUUGGUGUUGGCUGCUGCUUCGCCGCCCCCAUCGGAGGCGUCCUGUUCAGCAUCGAGGUCACCUCCACCUUCUUUGCCGUCCGCAACUACUGGCGCGGCUUCUUCGCUGCCACCUUCAGUGCCUUCAUCUUCCGUGUCCUUGCUGUCUGGAACAAGGAUGAAGAGACAAUCACGGCGCUGUUCAAAACCCGCUUCCGCCUCGACUUCCCCUUCGACCUGCAGGAGCUGCCUGCCUUUGCCGUCAUCGGGAUCGCCAGCGGCUUUGGGGGCGCACUCUUUGUCUACCUCAACCGCAAGAUUGUGCAGUUCAUGCGCCGCCAGAAGACCAUCAACCGCUUCCUCAUGAAGAAGCGCCUGCUCUUCCCUGCCCUGGUGACGCUGAUCAUCUCCACGCUGACCUUCCCACCCGGCUUUGGACAGUUCAUGGCUGGCCAGCUCACCCAGAAGGACACCUUGGUGACACUCUUUGACAACCAGACAUGGGCCAAGCAGGGAAUCAGUGAUGAGUUCGAAUACUUGGGCAUCCUGGAGGCCUGGCGCCAUCCCCGCUCCAACGUCUUCGUCACACUUGUUGUCUUCAUCCUCAUGAAGUUCUGGAUGUCAGCUUUGGCUACUACCAUCCCAGUGCCCUGUGGAGCCUUCAUGCCCGUCUUUGUCAUUGGGGCAGCCUUUGGGCGCCUGGUGGGGGAGAGCAUGGCAGCCUGGUUCCCUGAUGGCAUCCACACGGACAGCAACAUCUACCGCAUCGUGCCAGGGGGCUACGCCGUGGUGGGGGCAGCCGCACUGUCAGGUGCUGUCACCCACACGGUGUCCACGGCCGUCAUCGUCUUCGAGCUGACAGGGCAGAUCUCGCACAUCCUGCCUGUCAUGAUCGCUGUCAUCCUGGCCAAUGCUGUCGCCCAGAGCCUCCAGCCCUCCCUCUACGACAGCAUCAUCCGUAUCAAGAAGCUUCCCUACCUCCCUGAGCUGGGCUGGGGCCACCACGAGAAAUACAGUGUACGGGUGGAGGACAUCAUGGUGCGGGAUAUCCGCUACGUCACACUCAACUGCAAGUACCGGGACCUGCAGCAGGUCCUGCACAGCACCAAGAUGAAGAACCUGCCACUGGUGGAGUCAGCUGAGUCCAUGAUCCUGCUGGGCUCCAUUGAGCGGACGCAGGUGGGGGCCCUGCUCAGCAGCCAGCUCAGUCCCCAGCGCCGGCUCCUGGCACUGCGGCAGAAGGUGCUGUCCGAGGAUGGGCACCGGCUCUCCGAUUCCAGCAUUCGCUUCCAGAUCAGCACAGAGACCUCCUCGGGCACCCCUUUUUAA